Molecule: messenger RNA, 339 nt
Organism: Symbiodinium pilosum
Lineage: Eukaryota; Dinophyceae; Suessiales; Symbiodiniaceae
Source: the annotation of a GenBank genome assembly
GGGCCUGGACCCAUGGACUCCACAGCGCACGCCUCCAAGGGUGCGCAGGACCUACGUGAGAAAGAGGUCGCAAAGAAUGGCAAGACGGUGGAUGGUACAAUAGAGGACAGCCAGACUUCAGACGCAUGGCAGGGGGAGAAGGCCGCCAGGGAUGUGGACUACACCGACACGUCCUCCGAGGAGGAUGAUGGGAUUAGCAAUGCCCUUCCCAUAGAGGAGAUCCCCGAGGAGAUCGAGAUUGAAGAUGAUGCGGGCGGAUAUGGCUCAAGGUCUUUGAAUCCGGAUGCAUUCCGACCCACUUCACGAGCUGGCGCCAGCUCGAGUACAGACAAGGAAUAA